Molecule: messenger RNA, 517 nt
Organism: Dimorphilus gyrociliatus
Lineage: Eukaryota; Metazoa; Annelida; Polychaeta; Dinophilidae
Source: the annotation of a GenBank genome assembly
ACGUGGCUUUAUAAUCACAUGAAAGAUGUCAGAGUCGACGAAUAGAGAAAGUUACUUGGACAACAGUCCUAAAAAAAGCUCGGACCGCUUUAGAAGAAGUUUUCUCAGCGGGGAGUUAGAGCCAACUAAAGAACGUAUUCAAUUUCUAAAGACUGUACAGACGUUGAAGACUAUAAGUGUAGCUCGUAAGAAGGCUGGUAAAACUUUAAGUAAUCUAGCACCUGAUAAUUUAAUUCCAGAGGACUAUGUCAAACCGGAUCAAUUGGGAAGGCAGCCUAUCAAACCAAUGAGUGAUAAACCAUAUCCGACCGAAGAAGAAGCUUUGGCAGCCGCUACGGACGAGAAUGGCUAUUUAGAUAAAGAUAGAGUGGUGAAUCAUUGUUUACUAGUUCUUUCCGGAGUGAUUACAGAAUUGGCCACUUUACUUCCAAAAGUUUAUCAGCUACGUAGAGAAGUGGGUGUAAAAAAAAUUAAAGAAUUGGACAAACUAAUUGAAGGCCUCAAAAUGAAUCCCUAA